Mirounga angustirostris (Northern elephant seal) is the source of this 4712-nucleotide messenger RNA. It is a transcript of the gene NPTXR, whose product is annotated as neuronal pentraxin receptor. The record is from RefSeq and is a predicted model, not a curated record. Lineage: Eukaryota; Metazoa; Chordata; Mammalia; Carnivora; Phocidae. Bases 1 to 1995 code for a protein of 664 amino acids. The transcript is spliced from 7 exons.
AUGUGCUGCGUGACCUUGGACAGCGACCUGACCCCGGUGGGCCCCAGGCUUCUCAUUUCCCCGGGGGCUAGAGCCCAGGCGGGGUGCGGCGGGGGUCCCCCUGGAGUCCCGCCGCGCGGCCGCCGGGUCGCCGCCCGCCCCCCACCCCCCACCGGCGCUGUGCGGGCGGUGGCAUCGCGCUCUCGGCGGCGCCCUGGCCUCGGCGCCCGGCACGGAACGGGUGCGGGGCUGGGCCAGGGCCGGCCCCGGGGGGAGCGGGCGGGGCGGGGCCGCCGCGCCCGCUCCCCCUCCCCGCCGCCCGCCGCCUUCUCCUGCUCGCGCCGCCCGGGCUCAGAGCGGCGGCAGCAGCGGCCGCGGCAACAGCUCGGCCCCGGCUCCGGCUCCCGCUCGGCCCCGCUCGGCCCCGCGCGCCCGGGCCCCGCGCCCCGACCCCGCCGCCGCGCCUGCCGGGGGGCCUCGGGCGCCCCCGCCGCCCGCCUCACGCUGAAGUUCCUGGCCGUGCUGCUGGCCGCGGGCAUGCUGGCGUUCCUCGGUGCCGUCAUCUGCAUCAUCGCCAGCGUGCCCCUGGCGGCCAGCCCGGCGCGGGCGCUGCCCGGCGGCGCCGACAACGCCUCGGCCGCCUCGGCCGCCUCGGCCGCCGCCGCCGCCGCCGCGUCCCCGGGCCCGCAGCGCAGUCUGAGCGCGCUGCACGGCGCCGGCGGCUCGGCCGGGCCCCCCGCGCUGCCCGGGGCGCCGGCGGCCAGCGCGCACCCGCUGCCGCCCGCGCCCCUCUUCAGCCGCUUCCUCUGCACGCCGCUGGCGGCCGCCUGCCCGUCGGGGGCCGAGCAGGGCGACGCGGCGGCCGGCGAGCGCGAGGAGCUGCUGCUGCUGCAGAGCACGGCCGAGCAGCUGCGCCAGACGGCGCUGCAGCAGGAGGCGCGCAUCCGCGCCGACCAGGACACCAUCCGCGAGCUCACCGGCAAGCUGGGCCGCUGCGAGAGCGGCCUGCCGCGCGGCCUCCAGGACGCCGGGCCCCGCCGCGACGCCAUGGCCGACGGGCCCUGGGACUCGCCGGCGCUCAUCCUGGAGCUGGAGGACGCCGUGCGCGCCCUCCGGGACCGCCUGGACCGCAUCGAGCAGGAGCUCCCAGCCCGUGUGAACUUCUCAGCGGCCCCAGCCCCUGCACCCGCGGUGCCCACUGCCCUGAACACCAAGAUGGACGAACUAGAGGGGCAGCUGCUGGCCAAGGUACUGGCCCUGGAGAAGGAGCGAGUGGCUCUCAGUCACAACAGCCAGCGGCAGCGGCAGGAGGUGGAGAAGGAGCUGGAUGCGCUGCAGGACCGCGUGGCUGGACUGGAACAUGGGUCCUCAGCCUACAGCCCCCCAGAUGCCUUCAAGAUCAGCAUCCCCAUCCGCAACAACUACAUGUACGCCCGUGUGCGGAAGGCACUGCCUGAGCUCUACGCCUUCACCGUCUGCAUGUGGCUGCGCUCCAGGUCGGGGGGCAGUGGCCAGGGCACGCCCUUCUCCUACUCGGUGCCCGGGCAGGCCAAUGAGAUUGUGCUGCUGGAGGCGGGCCACGACCCCAUGGAACUGCUGAUCAAUGACAAGGUGGCCCAGCUGCCUCUGAGCCUGAAGGACAAUGGCUGGCACCACAUCUGCAUCGCCUGGACCACAAGGGAUGGCCUGUGGUCUGCCUACCAGGACGGGGAGCUGCAGGGCUCCGGUGAGAACCUGGCCGCCUGGCACCCCAUCAAGCCUCAUGGGAUCCUUAUCCUGGGCCAAGAGCAGGACACUCUGGGCGGUCGGUUUGAUGCCACCCAGGCCUUCGUGGGUGACAUUGCCCAGUUUAACCUGUGGGACCACGCCCUGACACCUGCCCAAGUCCUGGGCAUUGCCAACUGUACCGGGCCACUGCUGGGCAACGUCCUCCCCUGGGAAGACAAGCUGGUGGAGGCCUUCGGGGGUGCAAAAAAGACCACCUUUGAUGUCUGCAAGGGGAGGGCCAAAGCAUGAGGGGCCACCUCAUCCAGGGUCCCUCCCUUGCCUGCCAUUUUGGGGACCUUACGGUGGGGGCACACGUUCCCUCCUCAGCCUACCCACACACUGGCCUUCCCUCCUGCCCUGCUCCUGGCCAUGCCUCCUGUUUCCCCCACCUAUACCCACACCUCCAGAAUGCCCUGCCCUGCAGUGGCUGUCCCCUAACCCCACUUGGAUGGGGACAAGCAGCUCAAGCCAACAGGUCAAGCCUGGGGUGAGUCCAGGGCCUGGUGGGGGUGAUAGCAGUGCCCACAGCACUGUCCACCCUCUCGGCAUCACACUGGAGCGGUCUCUUACCCCCACCCACCCUGGCCCAUCCACCACGUCUGAUGCCACUGAUCUCAACAGCAUGUCCCAUGGGGUCAUGUAUGGAGGAAGGGCCCACUAUCUCAGUGGCAGGCGUGGCUGUCUGCCCCCCUGUCCCCCAUGCACCAGGCCUGGCCCCUUCCCCUUCAGGGCCACAACAAGCUCUAGAGCUGUCCCCCCAGCUGAGAAAGGGAUGACAGAGACAUAGGAGACUCAGACUCACCCCUCCUCCAUCUUUCCACCCGUUGCCAGUGAAGGGCAAGGGGAUCUUGAUGGAGCCUCCUGCACCCUCUCUCUUCCUCCUCUUUCCUCGUUUCUUUGUGUGCAGUGGUUUGAAUGUUGGUUCCAUGCCUGGCCCACCCCCACCUCAAUUCCCAGGACAUCUCCUUCCCGGCUCCAGCCUGAGGGACAAAGACCCUGGGAGGCCAAAAGGCCAUAGUCACCCCUUGUGCCCACCCACAUGUGUGCUAACUGGCAGGUCACCUCUCCUCCUCCGUGCCCAGGACAGGGCCUGGGCCACUUCAGCCUGGGCUGGGAGCAGCUUGUGAGAGAGGCAUGUGCCCAGGGGACCCAGGUUAUGGCAUAGCCACAUUACCUAAUCCCUCUGCAUGGCCCCGAAGCCUCUGGGGAAAGAAGGGAGAAACCGAGUGGGCAAAGAGGGGAGAAGCACAGAGUGGUGUACAGAGCACUGGAUGAGAAGGAGCCCAUGGUUCCUAGCCAGCCCGGCUGCUCACCUGCUGUGUGGCCUUCUGUAAGUCCCUGCCUUCUCUGGCUUGGCCUUCCUCAUUUGUGAGCUGAGGCCCUUGCUUUGGUCAUUUCUCCAGAUCAAACAUGAGGUGGUCUGUGAUUCCAAGUGGAUCGGGUGGGGCAAGCCUGACGCUGCCUAGGAACCAGGGGCAGAUCCUGAGAGUAGGCAGCAGAUGGCAUCUGGCCGGGCAUGGGUCAGGGUCAGCAGCUGCCUCCAGAGAGUCAGGGGCAAGGGCAAGGGGCAAGGCAGACCAACCUCAUGCACAGAUUGUAAAAAACAGCUUUUCUGGAUCACCCCCGCCCCAGCCUGGCACCCUUGCCCAUCUGAGAGGGCUGAAGGCUUCCAGCUUCCCACCCUGAGUCCUCACCAGCUCCCCCAAGAUAGUGGAAGAAUGUAAAAGCUAUAAUGUAAAAGAAUGAAAAUACCCAGUCUGACUUCUUGCUUGUGUAGAUGGGGAAGAGCUCCGAGAGGUCAAGUGACUUACACAGGACCACACAGCACAAUGUGGCAGAACCAAGACUAGAACCCAGGGCUUCUGACACCCUCUUCAGUGCUCUUCCCCCCUACACCAUACUGCCUGCCCAUGAGUGUCUUUGAGUCCAGCCCUCACCUUAGAGGACAGACAUUUUAAAGAGGUCAGAAUGCUUUCCAACAUGAACAUCUUCCUUUAUGAAACACACAAACAUCUUGGCAUCGAGACCCCCACCACCACCACAGGAAGUAGGGGGAGGAGAGGGGUGAUCCCCAGGCACUCUGGCAGGAAUGGAAGGCAGGUGUUCCCUCUGCCAGUCACCUACCAGGUGUCUGGGCAGCUGCAGGCUACCUGACUCGAGCAGGUACCCGUGCCUUUUGGCCCGCUUUCUGUUCCCUGUCUCUGUUCCCCACCACCACUUAACCUGAGGCAAGAUGCAAGAGCUGCAGGCUGUGGGGCCCAUUGCCAUGGAGGCUUCUCCAAGACUUGUUGCCUCCAGCCCCCAGUUCCCUCCCUUGUUGCCAGUUCAAGAGCACAAAUAGACCGUUCAGCACCACGGGCCCAACUCCCCCUAGAAGAAGAAGCGAUGGCGUGCUUCAGCCAGAACCUGCUGAGACCAAGGUUGCCCUGGUAACAGCCAAUGACAUCAGCCUAAGUGCUGGGUCAAGCGUCUCUUAAUGACAUAUGCUGUUGCUGGGGUGACAGCAGAUUCAGGACCCAGAUUCCCGGGACACUGGGCUUUAUUGGGUUUCCGUUACUGGUUUUAAGGAAGCAGCUUUUGUGGAGGCCUUGGGGAAAGAAAGGGUCUAGGAGGGAACUGACAGAACUUGAGCUUACCCAGAGGCAUCAUCCCAAGUCCCUUAUGCUUUGUCAUGGUGACAAAGAUGAGACAUCUGACCUUGGUCCCAUGCUGAGUCACCCUGGUCAGCCCUCCAGAGGGCACAGGAACAAAUUAGAGGCGUUGAGGUGCAGGCUGUGAGUCUGGGCCAUUGGUGAGUGGCCUGGGUGCCCAUUUCCAUUCCAGGAAGGUGAAAGCCCGAAAGUCCCCACCCCUCCUUCGUCCACUGAUGGUUCUUCACCUUUGCCGAAUGCCUGCUGUUUGGACGCCAGCUCUGGUCGUCUAGCUACUCCUGGGCACAGCCAAGAAGACGGGGAAAGAGGAGCUGG